Molecule: messenger RNA, 2115 nt
Organism: Cheilinus undulatus (humphead wrasse)
Lineage: Eukaryota; Metazoa; Chordata; Actinopteri; Labriformes; Labridae
Product: myelin and lymphocyte protein-like
Exons: 4
Coding region: 85-546 (153 amino acids)
Biological process (GO): myelination
Cellular component (GO): membrane
Molecular function (GO): structural constituent of myelin sheath
Source: RefSeq, a predicted model, not a curated record
UUACACCUGCUGCUGCCCCGUUAGUUCAGAGGAGAGGGCAGCUUGUGGCUGAAGACUCGGCACAGGGAGAAGGAACAGGCAGAGAUGGCUGCUACCACAGCUCAGCCCAUGGGGAGCCUGCCCAGCGGACUGGGCAUCUGCACCACCGCCCCUGAUAUAUUCUACCUGCCUGAGCUGGUGUUUGGUGGUUUGGUUUGGAUCCUUGUGGCCUCGACCCACGUAGACCCACCAAACCCUCUGGGCUGGGUGAUGUUUGUCUCUGUCUACUGCUUCGUCAUGACCUUCCUCUGGAUGAUCAUCUUUGUUGCUGGAUGUCAUAAGAACAGCUCUGGCUGGGCUGCUGCUGACUUUGCGUACCAUGGCCUGGCAGCGAUGUUCUACCUCAGUGCAGGCGUGGCUUUGGCUAACAUCACCUUCCAGAAGAAAACAGAAGGCGACGCAAGAAUCUAUAAGAUCGACAUCGCUGCUGUGGUGUUUGCCUACGUGGCCUUUUUCCUCUACUUCGUCCACUCAAUCCUCUCCUCCAUUAGAUGGAAAAACUUCUGAAGCUCCACCCUCACUCACAGAUGUCUUCAGCCAAACCGUUUAUCCUGUGUGCCCUGGACGGUCAUUGUGAUGGUGUACGUGUAAGUGUGUGCGUGUUUGUGAGAGGUGGAAUAAGUAAAGGUAGUGUGGUCAGAUUCAUUUCAAGAUUGAAAAUAGGUGAUAAACCAGUAAACCACGUGAACAUGUGAGUUAUGAAAACAAAAAACUGUUGUAACCUGCAAAUUUCAUAAGCUAAAAAUAAAAUCAUAUACAAUCAUAAAUAAAAAGAGUAGUGCAGGAGCUCAGUUUAAUAAAUGGAUUUCUCUUCUUCUUUUGUCCUUUACAAUUGGCUGUGUAUCAUGUUUAGAAACUGUCAAGCAUAAGAGAUAUAUUUUUUUCAAUUUAACAUUUUACUUUGAAAACUAAGAGUGUGCCUGACCUCUUAAUAUUGGAGAGACAAGAAACGAGUCUGGAGAUAGAGUGAGUAAACAGAAUAGAGGAGUUGAUCUCUAAGGUGAUGAAGCUUAAUAAGUGCAAGUCAAGCUUGUUUGUGUAACAUAUAGACAAAAUAUAAGGCAUUCUGGAGUUCUCACCUGAUAUAAGCUGGUAAUCUUAACAGAUUAAACAAACAAGCUUAUGAAAAGUUACAUCACAAGCUUUACAGGGUAUAGCAUCCUUCAAAGGGCUCAGCCUCUGUAGUCUGCAUAAACCAGUCAGGUCUAACUAAUGAGUUAGCUUAUAGGAGGCUCUCUGUCAUUCACUUUUCCUGACCAUGCCCUCUAGCUCCUAAGUGUCACCGCUGACACUUAGCCACCUCAACAGCUGCCCUAGAACUUGCUCAGAACUUUACAUAACUUAAUUUGUUUCUUUAAAGAUAAUUUGAUGUUUAAGGGCCCUUCUCAUGUUUUUCAGUGAGUAUUGGAAGGUUCGAUGGUGUUAAAACUUACAACUUUACAAAAAUUAAAAUGCUUGGCUGCUAAAGACUAGGUCAGCUUAUUUAAAAUGGUACACAAUAAAUCUUGGGCUUUGUUGGAGCAUGAAGGAUAGACCAGGUGUGUCUUUCUUUGUUCAGAGAAAGAGACAGGUAUUUGACAAUCACAUUUGAAGGAAGCUACAGCUUUAGAGGUUGCUUUGAUGCAUAUGUACCAUUUUUUGCUUCCACAAAUUUUAUUUCUUAUCCUCCAUGCUUUUAUUCAAGGCACAAGGCCCCCAAGUCUUUAUGCAUUGUCAUUAUAUAAAUGGUAUCUGGAGCAUUCUGAGUAAUCCAAACAACAAGUUACCCUUAUAUGCAGAUAAUUUCUUUAACUGCCAACUGAGCUACCGUUCCCUUUGUGAUGUGGGAUCAGACAAAGAUGUGUUUUCACAGACUAUGAACUAAAGUUGUAAAAUAUUUCUCACUGAUUCUGAGAUUUUUUGUCUUCAUACGGCUACUUUCUAUGUAUUUUUCUUGAUCAAAUGAAGUUAAUGAUAAAAAAAAAAAAUCAUCAGAACUUUAAGGAUGUGAACUAUGUUUUUUAGAUGUAAGAACUCUGAUAUUUGUAUAGCGGUUUUCCUUUUUUAUUCUCAAAAUUAAAAUGAGAGGAAAUUUAA